Anguilla anguilla (European eel) is the source of this 3741-nucleotide messenger RNA. It is a transcript of the gene mgat5b, whose product is annotated as alpha-1,6-mannosylglycoprotein 6-beta-N-acetylglucosaminyltransferase B. Gene Ontology annotation, molecular function: alpha-1,6-mannosylglycoprotein 6-beta-N-acetylglucosaminyltransferase activity. The transcript has 18 exons. NCBI's taxonomy places the organism in Eukaryota, Metazoa, Chordata, Actinopteri, Anguilliformes, Anguillidae. The coding region runs from base 597 to 2984 and encodes 795 amino acids. The record is from RefSeq and is a predicted model, not a curated record. Gene Ontology annotation, cellular component: Golgi apparatus. Gene Ontology annotation, biological process: protein N-linked glycosylation.
CAUAUAUUUUAGUGAAGAGGUUGAAGCGUUCUCUACCAGCUCCGGGUUGGAAAACUGGACAUCUACCUGCUCCUUUCAUGCUAGGGAACACACGCUUUUGCAAGCAUUCUGGCGCCGAGCUAAAAUUUGGAGAAGUAGAGACGAAGGAGGAAAAAUGAAUGACGGAGUGACCGUUUAAUUUCGAUUUUACACUUUCUGCAAUUGUUCAUUGGUAUUUUUCCCCCACAUCUUGCAUAAGCACGUUGGUUUGGCUCGAAUGAAUUACGAGAAUCACUUGUGUUCACCACAGAGUUGAUGUGCAAAGCGACGGGACACAGCAAGAGUAUCACGGAUGUCUCUGAGCAGGGAUAAACGUCAAGCCUUAACUAACCUCAUGAAGUGAUUGAACGUUAACCUGAACGACUGAGAAGGAUUUAUGGCAAGAUACAACUUAUGGAUUUGAUUUCUUCUGCGGUUUUUAACCCGUACGUCGGGGUAUUGUUCAAUGCGCUGGCAAUUGUUACAAAACGCUGAAACAAUCAUGAGCGUUAUGCUGCUUUUUAGUACCUCGGCGCACAGGAGGGUCUGAUUUCCAUGAUGUCGGGGGUCUACGGAAAAUGAUUACUGUGAACACAGACGGUAAAAUAAUGGUCAGAAGAUGCCUUGUGACGUUCAAACCGUUCAGGAUUUUCGUGGUGGGGGUCGGCUUCUUCAGCCUGUGCUUUCUAAUGACGUCCCUGGGGGGCCAGUUCUCGGCCAAGCGACUGGGGGACUCUCCCUUCACCAUCAGAACGGAAGUGCUGGGGGGACUGGAAUCCCGCGGGGUCCUGCGCAAAAUCAGCGACAUGCUGGAGGUCAUCCUGAAGAGGAUCGACGCCCUGGCCAAGCUGGGCAACGCCAGCGACUCCCGCAGGCUGGAGGAGCUCAGCUCCGCCAUCAACAGGUUUCAGCCAGCAGGGCUGGUGGAGAGGAUCCAGGCCAUUGCCCAGAACGUGUCCAACAUGGCGGUGCGUGUGGAGCAGAUCCUGCAGCACAGUAUGGCGGCAGGCAGAGUGAUUAGAGAUGGUUCAGCGGGUCAGUGUGAGGUUCCCAAGGACCCCCAAUAUCCGGACUGCGCCAGCAAAGUGGAUUGGAUGCGGGCCCGCUGGACCUCCGACCCGUGUUAUGCCUUCUAUGGUGUGGAUGGCUCGGACUGCUCGUUCCUCAUCUACCUGAGUGAGGUGGAGUGGUUCUGCCCCCCUCUGGUCUGGAGGAACCACACCAAACCCCCGACCCAGAAGACAUUCAGCAAGAGACAGGCGGCCUUCCGCGCGGACGUGGGCUCGCUCCUGGAGCAGGUGGGGACGGGCAAGGAGUCGCUCAGCUUCAUGAAGAGACGCAUCCGGCGCCUGGCCUCGCAGUGGGGCACGGCCGCCCGGCGGCUCGACCGCAAGCUGCUCGGACGCUGGAGGGAGCAGAAGAAGGUCUUGGUCCACGUGGGCUUCCUGACGGAGGAGUCCGGGGACGUGUUCAGCCCCAAGGUGCUGAAGGGGGGGCCGCUGGGGGAGAUGGUGCAGUGGGCCGACAUCCUGACCGCCCUGUACGUCCUGGGACACAACCUCAAGAUCUCCUUCUCUGUGAAGGAGCUGCAGGGGUUUCUUGGCGUUCCCCCAGGAAGAGGAAGCUGCCCCCUGACAGGACCUUUGCCCUUUGACCUGAUCUACACUGACUACCACGGACUGCAGCAGAUGAAGCAGCACAUGGGCCUCUCUCUGAAGAAGCACAAGUGUCACAUCCGAGUCAUCGACACGUUUGGCACGGAGCCGGCCUAUAACCACGAGGAGUACGCCACGCUGCACGGCUACAGGACCAACUGGGGCUACUGGAACCUCAACUCCCGGCAGUACAUGACGAUGUUUCCUCACACACCAGACAACUCGUUCAUGGGCUUUGUUUCGGAGGAGCUGAACGAGACCGAGAAGCUGAGCAUCCAGAGGAACAAGGUGGACAACAUGGCCGUGGUGUACGGGAAGGAGGCCGGCAUGUGGAAGCUCCAGGGCAAGGAGCGCUUCUUGCAGAUCCUGCACCGGUACAUGGAGAUCCACGGCACGGUGUACUACGAGACGCAGCGCCCCCCGGAGGUGCCCGCCUUCGUCAAGAAUCACGGCCUGUUGCCGCAGCAGGAACUCCAGCAGCUCCUGCGCAAGGCCAAGCUCUUCAUCGGAUUUGGCUUCCCCUACGAGGGCCCGGCACCUCUGGAGGCCAUAGCCAAUGGGUGUGUCUUCCUGCAGCCUAAGUUCCGCCCUCCCCACAGCUCGCUCAAUCACGAGUUCUUCAGGGGGAAGCCAACUUCCAGAGAGGUGUCCUCUCAGCACCCCUACGCUGAGCAGUACAUCGGGAGGCCCCACGUCGUCACCGUGGACUUCAACAACUCCCAGGAGUUCGACUCCGCCGUGCGAGAGAUCAUGCGGACCCAGGUGGAGCCCUACCUGCCCUAUGAGUACACCUGUGAGGGGAUGCUGGAGAGAGUGCACGCCUACAUUCAGCACCAGGACUUCUGCGUCCCCGAAACUCCCGCGUUUCCGGCGGCCAACAGCUCCAGGCCGUGGCCUGGGGGCCCGGCCGGCCCCUUCGUCAUCCUGCCCAACUCCACCGGGCUGGGCUGGGCCCCCAACGCCAGCGCCCCCCCCUGCUGGCCCCCGCUGAGCGCCCUGCAGCUGCUGGUGUCGGAGGAGGGCCAGUCCUGCGUGGAGGCGUGCCGGCGCGGGGGACUGGUGUGCGAGCCCGCCUUCUUCCCCUUCAUCAACAACAAGGAGGCCCUCAGCCGGCUGGAGGUGCAGUGCGAAGGCCUGGAGGCGGAGCUGAACCACGUCUUCCCCGCCUUCUCCGCGCCGCAGCGGGAGUGCGGCCUGCAGAAGGAGCCGCUGCUCUUCAGCUGCGCGGGCGCCAGCGCCAAGUACCGCCGCCUCUGCCCCUGCAGGGACUUCCGCAAGGGCCAGGUGGCGCUGUGCCGGGACUGCCUAUGAUGAGGCCGCCGUGCCGCCUCGCCCGGCCCCCGCCCAGCCCCGCCCCGCCCCCGAAAACCCUGACCCCGCCUCCCAAGUUCCAGCGCCAUCACCCGCCCGGGAAGGAGAGAGCGCGCCCAGCCCGGAAGAGUAAGAGGAAGGGGAAUCCGAGGGGGAGGUGGCCUGGCGCUGCCGUGCGCCGGCGUGGUGUCGUCGUGGUAACUAUGCAGCCGGGGGGCAACAGCAGCGGAACCGGACCAGAGGAGCUCCGUCUCUUGCAUCAUUUCCUUCAGGGAUCGUGGGUGAGGUAUGGCGUACUGGUUACACCUCGAACCCGGUCCCCCGCGUCAGCUCGCCUUGAUGCUGGCUUCAGCAGCGUAGGAUGUAAAUCAAUGGGAUCACCUGGCUGGGGUGGACACAAGAGAAUCCACCGUGCCCCAGAAACUCACACUUCACUAAACUUCUCAUCCAAGUGUGAUCUAUUUAUUUAUUUAUUUAUUUUCUUGUGAUACCUCUCACCAUGACUAUUAAUCAAAAGUGGUAACGUGCUUGAGAUGGGCAGGGCUGUGGACUGGCGGUGUCCCAUCUGGACGGUGGGGGGGGGGGGGGGGGGUACGCCAAAGUUUAAGGAUUCGGGUUUAUUGUGAAGUCUGUCCGGGAAGUGUUAGCAGUGCAUGAGUCCAAAGAGGAGAUCAAUGCUGAGCGCUUCAGCCGUUGCCGCUGCUGUGAUUGGUGGACCCUGGAGCUCCGCACCUCGCUCUCGACCCCCCCCCCCCCC